CGGAAGGACAUUCCCAGUCUGAUUCCCAGUCUCUCGACAGAACGACCAUAACAGCAAUGGCAAUCGAAAAUCCCCUCAGGGCGCUGCACAGGGCCCUGCCCCUGUACCGUUUCCCUGCUUCCAAGCGCACCAGCGCAAACCCCGCAGAAGCCGCAAACUCACCCGUCCUGUUCAUCUUCCCACGGAGCAAACACGCCGUAACCUCAACAGAUGUUGAGUGCGUCAAAUACCAGGCGUUUCUGACGUUUUCAAAUUAUGCACAUAUUACACGGGAUUGCCAUGAACCGGAAAUGUCCCCGUCGGGGAGACUUCCGUUCCUCGCACUACCGGACGGGAGGAUAUUGACGGGGUCGGGGAUAGUGGAGGAGGUCACAGCAACGGCAGGCGACCUAGAAUCGAGAUUAACAGCAGAGGAAAAGUCGAAAAGCAGGGCAUUCGUCUCUCUCGCCGAGGCCAAGUUGGAGGUUGCGCUGCUAUUCACAAUGUGGUUCGACGUCCGGAUACGAGACACCGUCACGUACCCGCUGUUUGAAGCGCUGUAUCCAUGGCCGUUGAAUAAGGUGCUUACGUGGACUGCCAAAUCGGAGAAGACGGAGUGGAUGUUGAGCAGGAAGACGGUUUUGCAGAAGGAUGAGAUCCUGGGUGAGGCAAAGCAGGCGCUCGCCGCACUCUCCACGUCACUUGGGGAACAGCAGUUCUUUGGUGGAUCCAAAGCAACAUUUCUCGACGCAACCAUCUUUGCCUACCUGCACAUCAUCCUCUCCCUACUCGCAUUACCCUCCGUGGAAGUCGAACUGAGACAGGCUGUGUUGCGGCAUACCAAUCUUGUGCAGUACGCGCAAAAAAUCUUCAACACAUUUUUUACCACCACCACCACAACCACGACCACCACCACCACCGUCGCAUAAGGUCCUGUGACCAUACGUGUCCGACCCUACGGCGUAUCGGGAAGACUUUAUUCCCCUUGUCGGGCGGCCAAACAUGACUCCGGAGUACGGGUUACAGCCCUUUCACUUGUAGUUAGAGUAGAUGGGCAGCCAUCGGGUGCGCGUUGUAGAUAAUGUCGUGGGGAAAGCCGUACCGUAGAACAACCCAUAUCCCCGUGGAUACCGCAUGUCUGGCGUUGUGUCGAUGUAUAGCGAGAAAGCAUCCUGAUCGAUGGAGGGAGAAACCUCCCCUGCCCGCAUGAAGGGAAAACGCGUCGGAUAAUCGCGGGGGGGGCAUCCUUCGCACUCCUCCAAACAGUUCCCAC
Messenger RNA from Fimicolochytrium jonesii, 1252 nucleotides. RefSeq lists its product as uncharacterized. The record is from RefSeq and is a predicted model, not a curated record. Gene Ontology annotation, biological process: mitochondrion organization. NCBI's taxonomy places the organism in Eukaryota, Fungi, Chytridiomycota, Chytridiomycetes, Spizellomycetales, Powellomycetaceae. Gene Ontology annotation, cellular component: SAM complex. The coding region runs from base 57 to 908 and encodes 283 amino acids. The transcript is spliced from 8 exons.